AUCUUUGGCAUUCCAAUGGGCGUGUCUGUAUAUCGUCUACAAAACUUUAAUUCUGGUGGCCUCAACGCUGAGAGCGGCGCCAAAUCUCCCAUGAGCAACGCGAACGGAUUUUGUGAGAGGGAAAUGACUAGGAGGCAACAGAAGAAAUACUUAAUCGUAAUUUUAGGAUAUUCUGUAUUACUUCUGUUAAUUCCGUAUAUGCUUGACUAUCGGAGUAAAUCAGCGCAUAUUAUUAAACAUGGACCGCAACAGCGAAGGUGUCCAGACUUGGAGAUGUGGAAUAACGGAGACCAGUUCAACAACAAUACGGACACCACGGAGGAGACGGGAGUCAACCGGAGCCUCUCUAAAAAGACGCACAUUUAUUUACAUGCUACCUGGAGGACUGGCUCUUCGUUCUUAGGGGAGCUAUUCAACCAACAUCCUGAUGUAUUCUAUCUCUAUGAGCCAAUGUGGCAUAUAUGGCAAGCUCUAUAUCCCGGGGACGCAGCCAGUCUGCAAGGAGCAGUGCGUGAUAUGAUGGAAGCAUUAUUCCGAUGUGACUUCUCCGUUUUGAAACUAUACGCAGGGACCCAGAACAUCUCCACGGCUUUUAUAUUCGGAUGGAAAAUGAACAAAGUGAUCUGCUCGGAACCUCUGUGCGAUGGCCACAAGAGAAAUGAAGUGGGUUUAGUUAAGGAAGACGUCUGUGGACAGUGUAAACGGAAAGAUAUUAAGGAGUUGGAGAGGGAGUGCAAGAAGUACCCUGUGGUGGUAAUCAAAGGCGUGCGGGUUCUAGAUAUCGGUGUACUCGUCCCGUUAGUGAAAGAUCCUGCUAUAAAUCUCCAUGUCAUUCAGUUGUUCAGAGACCCUAGAGCUGUACACAACUCACGACUGAAGUCGAAACAGGCUCUAGUCAAAGAAAGCAUACAGGUACUGAGGAGUAAAAAACAUACGGAGAAAUAUAAACGACUAUUGGUGCCGAACAACAGGGGGAACAGGGCUGAUAGUUAUGUUUCUAGCGCUAUGGAGCUCAUAUGUGACAACUGGCUGAACGAUAUAAUGCUGAUCAUAAACGCGCCGUACUGGGUAAAGCGGAAUUACAUGAAGAUCCGCUACGAAGACCUAGUUUUACACCCCAUGGAGGAACUCCAGAGGCUCUAUCGCUUCUCAAACCUCUCCUCGUUCCUGGCCAUGGAUAAGUUUGUGUUGAACAUGACGCACGGCAACGGCUACUCUUCAGACAAACCGUUUCUCAUAUCGUCCAGAGACGCUAAAGAAGCCAUCUUCGCGUGGAGAGAACGGUUAAACGUCGAGCAGAUCGGUGAAGUGGAAGCCUACUGCAGUGAAGUCAUGAGACAACUGGGCUAUCAGAAGAACAAUUUGGAUGAGACAUAACAGAAAUGAUUUAGAUGAUAGAGGGCAUAGCAGAGGUACUCCAGGAAUUCCACUCCAUCAACACAAGCAGUGAACAUCUAGAAUUCACGCUUACCUUUGAUGCACAUGGAACAAGUUUUCUGGACAUUUUGGAUGAACGCUUCAGCGAACUGGGUUACACUGAUAAAUGGCUGUGAGGCAUAGAAAUAUGACCUAGGACGUCAACCCAAACCAUUUCCUCACAGCAACCGACGAGUCCUGUGCGUCUUUCGUCACUACCCACUACACGAACAGUACAGCCAUGUCAGAAAAAAACAAACACUGGCACGUCUUGAAUGCUGACCGACAACUGGAAAAUACAGUGGAUAUAAAAAGUAUACACACCCCUGUUAAAAUGCCAGGUUCUUGAGACGUAAAAGAAUGAGACAAAGAUGAUUCUUGUCAGACAUUUUCCACCUUAAAUGUGACCUAUAACAUGAACAAUUCAAUUGAAAAAAAAAAAUAUAUAUAUAUUUAAAAUAACAAUA
Messenger RNA from Esox lucius (northern pike), 1883 nucleotides. It is a transcript of the gene chst7, whose product is annotated as carbohydrate (N-acetylglucosamine 6-O) sulfotransferase 7. The record is from RefSeq and is a predicted model, not a curated record. Bases 16 to 1377 code for a protein of 453 amino acids. The transcript has 2 exons. Gene Ontology annotation, cellular component: Golgi membrane. Gene Ontology annotation, molecular function: chondroitin 6-sulfotransferase activity; N-acetylglucosamine 6-O-sulfotransferase activity. Gene Ontology annotation, biological process: N-acetylglucosamine metabolic process; carbohydrate metabolic process. NCBI's taxonomy places the organism in Eukaryota, Metazoa, Chordata, Actinopteri, Esociformes, Esocidae.